Molecule: messenger RNA, 1992 nt
Organism: Anthonomus grandis grandis
Lineage: Eukaryota; Metazoa; Arthropoda; Insecta; Coleoptera; Curculionidae
Exons: 3
Coding region: 256-1797 (513 amino acids)
Source: RefSeq, a predicted model, not a curated record
UGUUUCCCAAACAAACCGAACCCAGAGCCGCAUAAGCGCGGGCAGCUUGUUAUUUUUUUUCGUAAUUUUAUUUCUGCGCUUUCAAUACGCGAUUCGCGCCAUAUUAACCCACGACCGAUCGACUUUAUCGAACGCAUUCGCCAAAUCCAAAAAUACCACUGACCGAACCGUAAAUUAGAAAAAAAUAUAUUUUUUUUAAACACGUUUUAAAAUAAAUGUGAUCCGGAGUAUAUCUGGUGCAGUUUAAUCUUUAAAAUGGGCAAUCGGAUGUGUAAAAGUAAGAAUAAAGAUGCGGUGGAUAAUGGGAAUUUUAGGGAGAAAUCACCGUCAAGGUUUGACAGGAUAUUCAGCAGACUACAUCUAAAGCCGACCGGCUGGAAAUCUGAAUCGUUCUUGAAUAAAAAGGAAAACAACAGAUCCAAAAGCGAAGACCCUAAACCAUCUGAGAGUGGUAGCAUCUUUUACACUACAAAACCCCUUUCGAAAAGUUCAGACUGGACCGACGUGGAACUCGAAGUGCCUACAAAGGAAGACGAACACAUCCACUUACGCAACCCUAAACUUAAUCUAAUAUUUGAUAAUGAAAAGGGCACCCCAACCCCUCCACCUCGUAAGCAACAUCAAGAAAAAGGAAACUUUAGAGAAAAAAUCGAGAGAUUCGCAGCAAAGAGCCUACAAGCCCUGCAAGGAGACAAGAAGAAAGAUGUGGAAAAAGAACCUAUUCCUAUAGAAGAGCCUCUGAUGGUGAAGAAGAAAAUUAAUUACAGUUGCCCCUUGUGUGAAUCAGAUGAGAAGACCCAUAACAGAGAUCACCAUCAUCACAAUCAAAAACCUGGUCAAGACAGUCCCAAGAAGCCCAAAUCUGGCAAAAGGCUUAAGAACCUUUCUAUAGUCUCAUUGCCUAAUUACACGGAUUUAAGACUAUCUGUAGCCAAUCCAAUUGACGUGGAUGCAAAAUCUGCUUCUAAAAAUGAUCUCGCUUCCUCUAGACUAAGCCUACAACACCCCGAUGGUAAAAAACUCACCACUAGCCAAUCAACUGGCAAGCUAGACAGCUACAUCACCCGCUGCAGGUCCCUGGGCUCACUAUUCCCUCAACAGUUAAAAAAAAUGAAACUCCAAAAAACCAAACCAGCGGAUAUCACUUCAGACGACUCGUUUGGGCCUUUAGAGGAUUGGGACCUUGGGCUUAUAGAACAUUAUAACCCCAAAGAUGCCAGCCUACCUAGAGCAAGAAAACCGCUGACUCAAAAGUCUGACAAAGACAUUUUAGAUGGUAUAGCAGAUUUGGUGGUGCAGGAGGAAGACGUUGAGGAAACCCCUAAAAGACCUGUAAGAAGGUCAGAGUCUCUGGUGAAGAAGAUUAAUGAUGAGACCUCGAAGCAGCAGCACGUGCAAGUGCAAAAAUCGCCUGAAGAUAUUUGCUUGACACCUCCGCCGAGUCCUGAGCGUAGUCCAAGGAAAACUGUGGCACAAUUAAAGGGAAACUUCGAGGAAUCGACUUCUCAGAAGACAAAGGUUCCUGCAGCGAUAAAACGUAAUAAACCAGAUUUUGUAGAAGCCAAGAAAGCAACUGUUGAAAAAAGAGCUUCGGUGAGCGAACAUUCAACAUUAAUGAAAAUAUUGCAGGAGUACAGUAUAAAGGAUAAGCAGGAGAAGGUGGCCGUACCGGAAAAUGACAGUAACUUGUCCUCAUUGACGCCAUCAUUGGUGGAGUUUGAAAAGACUCUGAGUAAUAACUUGACCGAGGAUUUUAUUAAUGCUGAAAAACGUCAUACCCGGGCUGUAUGUAGUUAGGUCUUGUAAACAUUUUGUAAUAAGUUGAAAUAUUAUAUUGUACUAUAGGCAUUGUGUCCACCUUAAUAUCAUUAACGUCCUGCAUAAAAUUUUUGAUCUACGAUCUUGUACAUAAUUAGUUUACAUAUUUUUUUAGUUAUGUGUUAAUAAUCAAUUUCAGAUAAAUAUUUGAAUAAAAUUGAUGUGUUUGUAAAA